AGCGCGCGCCCGGAGGGGACAGCCGUGAAGAUGCUGGAGGCCGACCUUGUUGCGAAAAUGCUGCGUGCUGUUCUUCACUCCCAUAAAAACGGCAUUCCCCUGGCGCAGCUGCAGAAUGAGUACAAGUCCCUGACUGGCGACUGCAUCCCCUUCGAGCACCUGGGCUAUGGCACGCUGGAGAAGUACUUGCAGAGCAUCCCAGGAGUGGUCCGGCUGGAGGAGAGCAGAGCGGGAGAGAUCACUUGCCAUGCUGUUGCUUGCACCGAGACAGUGCGGAUUGCUCAGCUGGUAGCCCGGCAGAGAAGUUCCAAAAGGAAAGUGGGACGACAAGUCAACUGCCAGAUGAGGCUGAAGAACACAACUCCUGUCACGUUAGUAGGAAAGCCAAAAGGAACUUUGCGACAACCCAGGUUUAUGAGCAGCCCAGAAGAAUGCAGCAAGAGGCCUGUCCCUCGCCUGCAAAGAGUCAGAGGCAUGGCCUGCGGAGUGGUGAAACCCACUGCAGAGUGUGUCCUGCCUGCCUUGUCCCCGGCUGCUGGAAGUGGAGCACCUAAGGAGAUUCCCAUGCAGAGGCAUGUCACUGUGAUAAACAGACCUGAGAAGAGACUGACUAUUCCACCACGUUUUCAGAAGGAGCUGCAGGUUCACCUAUCCAGAAAAUCUUCUGUGGAUCUGAAUGAUAACUUGAAUGCGUCUGUUCAGGAGACACAUAGCGGCUCUUCUGCUCCUCACACCAGUGAAGUUCAAAGUCGCGUUAAGGAGAUUCUGACAAAGUACAGCAAUGGCAUCUGGCUGUCAAAAAUGCCUCAGAUUUACCAGCAAAUGUACCACGAGGAACUUAGCACAGCUGUGCUCCGUCACCUGGAAUAUUGGCCUCAUGUGUGCACAGUGGAAAAAGUAUGCACAGGUGAUCAUAUGGAUGGACUCCUUUAUCCCGCUAAGAGGGUACCAUCAUCAGUGAAGAGUGAUACAGAGCAAGGAAAAGCAUCUCAAAAUGUUACUUCUUCAAAAGCGGACCCCUUGUUAAAAACAAGCAUGGAAACCUCAGCUGCUUCUCUUGGCAGUGACUUCAAGCAGAAAGUUGUCAACAUCCUGAUGAAGUAUUCCAGUGGCCUUUGGGCUAAUGCACUUCCCAAGCUGUACCAAGACGCUUACCAACAAAAAUUUCCAGAGGGCGUUCUAAGUAAUCUAGAGUUGCUCUCGGAUGUAUGCACAGUGGACCAUAUUUCUGACAACCCAAAAAAGGCCAUCCUCUAUGCUAAAUCCCCAAAACCCAUUAAUGAAAAUCAGCAUGUCCCCGAGAAAGUCCAAAUGCGUGAUGAUGUGAAGGCUGCAGCUGAACAGCAGAACGAAGAAUCCAAAGAGCAGUAUCCAGAGAACAUGCCUGUCCCUCCUCUAGUCAUUCCAGCAGAAGGAUCGCUGUCUGUCUUGGUAGUAGAACUGAACAACACUAAUGAGGUUAUAAUUAGGUAUGUGGGUAAAGAUUAUUCUUCUGCACAGGAACGAAUGGAAGAUGAGAUGAAAGAAUAUUAUAGUUGGAAUCCUUCAGUGUCACUGGUUCAGUCUGUAAGUGUUGGGCAACUUGCUGCAGUGCAUGUUGAGGAAGAUGCCUGGUUGCGUGCUCAGAUAACUUCUGUGGAAGACAACAGAUUAAAGGUGUGCUAUGUUGAUUAUGGCUUCAGUGAGGUGGUUGAAAAGAAAUAUGUGUACAAACUAGGCAAACAGUUCUACUCGCUUCCAUUUCAGGCUGCAAAAUGUAAACUGGCAGGGUUGGAAUUCUUCUGUGAUGAUCCUGUUUUAGUAAAGACUGUGGAAGCACUAACUUGCAGCAAGAUAUUUGCUGUGGAAAUACUGGAAAAGAGUGAUAUUCCUCCUCUUGUCCUCUAUGACACAUCUGGAGAAGAUGAUGUCAACAUCAAUGCUCUGUGUCGGAAGGCGCUGUAUGACAAGUCCCUUGAACUGCACCCACAGGUAGAUGCAGUAUAUACAAACGUCAGAAUAACCAGCGUUUCUUCUGAUGGAAGCCUCUAUUGCCAGAUACCAUCUAAAGGCAUGACCAGAGUCUCUGAAAUCUUGCAGAAGAUAGAAGACUGCUUCCAUUACAAGACAUCCGAGUUUAAUGUAUCGUUACCUUUCUGUGGCAAAAUCUGCUUGUUUCCUUAUAAAGGAAAAUGGGCACGAGUAGAGAUUACACUUGUUCACAGCAGUAGGGCACUUGACGUGCAGUUCUUGGACACGGGAACGGUCGCAUCUGUAAAAGUAUCAGAGCUCAGAGAGAUCCCAUCACAAUUCCUGAGAGAAGUAGUUGCAAUACCUCCUCAGGCUACAAAAUGUUGCCUGGCAGAUCUGCCUCUCAACACUGGCAUGUGGACUCCAGAUGCUGUACUGUGGCUGAGAGAUACUGUACUGAAUUGCCCAGAUUUUAGCAUGAAGGUGGCUAAACUGGAUGACUCUAAGGGAACUGCGCACAUUUACUUGUUUACUCCGGAGAAUUUCCCAGAUCUGGAUCGCAGCAUCAACCGCCAGAUCGUAAACGCAGACUUGUGGAAACAUCAGAAAGAUGUUUUCUUGAGCGCUGCGGCCGGCGGAACUAGCUCCACAAAAGUGGCAGGUGAAACUAUUUCAGCUCUGGGAUUAACCAGCAUGGAGAAGAGUUUCACCGACUCGGCCAAGACGGCUGUAGAGCGCGGUGGCGCGGUGCCUUCCCUCGAAAUGCCUCCCCCUCUGCCCCUAUCAAAGCUCGGGAAGCCCAUGGAUGUCUACAUCUCGGUUGCCUGCCACCCGGGUCACUUUGUUGUCCAGCCUUGGCAAGAGCUGCAUAACCUGGAAGUCCUCAUGGAAGAAAUGAUGCUGUACUACAGCAUGGCAGAGGAGAGGCCUGUGAACAUUGAAAAGCACAAGCUGUAUGCAGCACAAGUUGAAAACAAGUGGUACAGGGUGAUAAUAAAAGGAAUUCUUACAAAUGGAUUGUUGUCAGUUUAUGAGCUGGACUAUGGUAAACACGAGCUUGUCAGCAUGAAGAAAGUACAGCCGCUCCUGAACACGUUUAGAAAACUACCCUUUCAAGCUAUAAUAGCUCAGCUUGCAGGAGUGAAAAACCAGCAGUGGUCGGAAGAGGCAUCAGUAGUGUUUCGGAAUCGUGUAGAGAAGAAACCCUUGGUGGCACUGAUACAGGCAGUUAAUGAAAGCACUGACUCUUGGGAUCGAAAAAUAGUGACAUAUUUAGUGGACACAUCUCUUCCAGACACUGAUAUAUGGAUUCAUGAUUUUGUGUCUCAAGAUCUUGUCGAGUUUUCAAAGGUUAAUUAAUCAUAACUUCUGAAAUGUAGCAGCUCAGAUUAUUUAGCAAUAAAAGGAGUAACAAGCUUUUGAACAGAAAUUUAACAGUUCUUACAUGGCCUUGAAGAUAUGAAGGUGAUAAUUUUGAAAAAUCUACCUGUGUUCUGUGAAGCAUUUUAUUUAACAAGUUUGGGUUCUAUUGACUUCAGGUUGACUUUCUGAAAACUUGCACUUUGUUUACCACUGUAAUA
Nothoprocta perdicaria is the source of this 3530-nucleotide messenger RNA. RefSeq names its product tudor domain containing 7 (gene TDRD7). The coding region runs from base 31 to 3309 and encodes 1092 amino acids. Gene Ontology annotation, biological process: spermatogenesis; lens fiber cell differentiation; lens morphogenesis in camera-type eye. NCBI's taxonomy places the organism in Eukaryota, Metazoa, Chordata, Aves, Tinamiformes, Tinamidae. The transcript has 17 exons. The record is from RefSeq and is a predicted model, not a curated record.